Molecule: messenger RNA, 2154 nt
Organism: Magnolia sinica
Lineage: Eukaryota; Viridiplantae; Streptophyta; Magnoliopsida; Magnoliales; Magnoliaceae
Product: carotenoid 9,10(9',10')-cleavage dioxygenase 1-like
Exons: 14
Coding region: 1-2154 (717 amino acids)
Biological process (GO): carotene catabolic process
Cellular component (GO): chloroplast stroma
Molecular function (GO): carotenoid dioxygenase activity
Source: RefSeq, a predicted model, not a curated record
AUGGCUGAUACAGCUAAGUACCUAACAGAGCUGAAGAGCCUUCUUUCCAUUCUCCAAGGACGAAGAACAAUGGUAUUCGCAUAUGGCUUCAUGUUCGCAUUCAUCGCUUGCAACAUCUUCCUCAUCUUCAAUCCCAACGAUGGUUCUUCGCCACCUUGGGUCAAUCGCAUUUUCACAAAUUCGACUUCAAAUUCGACUUCUUACAAAUCCCAAUUCUCUUCAAUCUACUCUUACUUCUUCCCCAACAACCUGACUUCCAUAGUAGAGAAUUCCAAUUCCAGUAAAGAGAACAAGUUCGGAAUGGAAUGGGAAUUCAUGGCGCCGAAUGGAACAGCGAGGGAGACGCUUCGAUUGGAUUUGAUUGAGGAUCGUCUCCGGAAUACAAGAAUGCAGAUCUUGUUGUCCUCAAUACAGGACAUUGGUGGACUCAUGAGAAGACUAUUAAGGGAACUGCGACAAGUUCUUCCAAUGGGGAUAAAUGUUUCAACAAUGAUCAAGAAUGCUUCUCUAAUGAUGUUGGACACUUUUGUUGAUUCCAUAUUUCGAUUCGUCGUCGAUCAACCUAUGGUCCCAUCGCUGAGCAAUUUUGCACCGGUAGAAGAAAUCGGACGAGCGGUCCAGAUUUCAAGUAUUGAAGGGGAUAUUCCAAUCGAUUUUCCUGAGGGCAUUUACAUCAGAAACGGUCCAAAUCCCCUCUUUGGAUCUUUAAAAUCAACGGUUUCGAUCUUGGGAAGAUCAAGUGAAACUUGGAUUGAAGGAGAAGGGAUGCUACAUGCUGUAUACUUUAGGAAAGACAAUCAAGGAAAGUGGACUGUGUCCUACAAGAACAGAUACGUUGAAUCAGAGACGUACAAGCUUGAGAAAGAGCGGAAGAGGCCCUCUUUUCUUCCUGCAAUUGAAGGGGAUUCUCCAGCAAUCCUAGCCGCUUAUUUACUAAAUCAUUUGAGAUUUGGGAAAGUAAACAAGUACAUUAGCAACACCAAUGUCUUCGAACACUCUGGGAAAUUCUAUACAGUUUCUGAGAAUCACAUUCCGCAAGAAUUCGACAUCGCUACCCUAAAAACACUUGAUAAUUGGGACGCUGAUGGAGCUUGGGAUCGACCGUUCACCAGCCAUCCUAAGAGAAUUCCAGGAAGUGGGGAGCUAGUUAUCAUGGGGGUUGAUGUAAAGAAGCCAUUUUUUGUUUUGGGAGUUAUAUCAGCUGAUGGGAAGAGAUUGUCUCACAAGGUGGAUCUCAAGUUCAAGAGAAGCACCCUUUGCCAUGAAAUAGGCGUUACAGAACAGUACAACGUAAUCAUGGAUUUUCCACUUACCAUGGAUGUAAUUAGGCUCGUUCAAGGAGGCCCAUUGAUCAAGUAUGACAAAGAAGGGUAUGCCAGGAUUGGAGUGAUGCCCCGCUAUGGAGAUGGCGAUUCAAUCAAGUGGUUUGAAGUGGAGCCCCACUGCACAUUUCACAUUCUUAAUUGUUUCGAAGAAGCAAAUGAGGUUGUGGUGCGGGGUUGUCGUGCUUUGGGGUCCAUCAUACCGGGCCCUGACAUGGGCCACAACAAAUUUGAAUGGUUCUCAAGAGGAUUCAAGCCUAUCGUUACAAGUCAGGAGAACCUCGAUCAUUCUGCAGAAGAUGGAUUAUUUUUCUCGCGUGUGUAUGAAUGGAGAUUAAACAUGGAAAGCAGGGAUGUUAAAGAGAAGAAUCUCACAGACACCAACUUCUCCAUGGAUUUCCCUAUGAUCAAUGAUAAUUUUAAUGGUUUAAGGAAUGAAUAUGGGUAUACCCAAGUCAUCGACUCCGAUGCAAGCUGUACAUGUGGUUUGCCGAAGUAUGGAAAGCUAGCCAAAUUAUACUUUGAAGAAAAUGAAAACAGGUUUUAUAAGGAGGAGAGAGAUUGUGAAGAGCAGAUCAAGGUGGAGUAUCAUACACUUGAGGAAAACCAGUUCUGCUCAGGAGCUUCCUUUAUCUCGAGGCAUGGAGGUUGCAAGGAAGACGAUGGUUGGAUAAUCUCUUUUGUUCAUAAUGAAGACACUAACAUAUCUCAAGUCCAUAUAAUCGACACGAGGAAGUUUGAAUGUGGCCCAGUCGCCAAAAUAACACUGCCACAAAGGGUGCCAUAUGGUUUUCAUGGAACUUUUAUCUCAAAACCAGCUCAAUGUUGGUAA